AUGAAUCAAUCUGUUAGAUACUUUCUUGAAGGAAAUGAAAUUGAUAUUCCGACAGAAGACCCACCAAGUGAUGCUCAAGAUACAAAAAAUCCUAUUGAUCUUAAAGGGAAGUUCAAAAAUUUUAAUUCAUAUAAAAUGUACCAGGCUGCAGGUGAUGUUUCAUAUCCUGAAUCAAACGAAGACAGAUACUUACAUUUACGGCAAUACUAUAUUAACCAGGUCAAGGGCGAAAAGCAGAGAGCCGAAAAUGAAACAAUGUCUGGUGCCUUCAAAAGAAUAAUAAAUGAUGAGCCUUUAGAGAAAAUCGAAGGUUAUUAUACUUUACGACAGAGAUGGCGCCAAGAAAUGCACGAACAAAUAAAGGAUGGAAAGAAGAUUUGUCAUUGCCAAAACUGUAUCAAUGUUGCAUUGCCUGGAUCAGAUUAUUGCAUUAACCAUAUACUAGAAGACAAAAAUCAGAAAUUAUUUAUUGCUUGUCCAAAGUGUCAUCGACCACACCCAUUCUUUAGCGUUUGCUUUACAUGUGGUGUAUAA
This is a messenger RNA of Trichomonas vaginalis G3, 534 nucleotides long. Its product is annotated as KAT8 regulatory NSL complex subunit 2 family. The record is from RefSeq and is a predicted model, not a curated record. Gene Ontology annotation, cellular component: NSL complex. The transcript has a single exon. The coding region runs from base 1 to 534 and encodes 177 amino acids. Lineage: Eukaryota; Parabasalia; Trichomonadida; Trichomonadidae.